CGUAUCCGACGAGGCAAGAGCGGCGCGCAAUGGUGGAAGCAGCCGCGACGGGCUGCGGUCGGGACAUAAUCGGAUUGGUGAAGAGCAGAGCGAGGGGAGAUUUCCAGAAAGGUUUGUUGGCGUUGCUCGAACCCGCUCCGAUCCGCGACGCGGAAUGGAUUAACAGGUCGGUAUCGGGGUUGUUGCUGAAACGGAAAGAUAUCGCGAGAGAGGUCCUCUGCACCCGGACUCCCGACGAGCUGCGCGCCAUUGCGGACGCUUAUCGCUUCAGAUAUGGAACGGAGAUGGUGGAUGACGUGGCUGGCGCCUUUUUCGGGAAAGAGCGGGAGUUGUUCCGCCGAUUACUGACCCUAGAUCGAGUACUACAGGCCGAUCACCGCGCAGCAGAUCGGGAUCGCACUCGCAUACUAGCGCAAGCCCUUUACGAAGCUGGGCCUGCAAGAUGGGGUACGGACGAAGGUACGUACAUCCAGAUCCUGACCACCGAAAAUCCCGACGCACUCAGGGCCGUGUUUCGCGAGUUCGAGGCCUUGUACGGACAGAGUCUGUUCGCGGUGAUGGAUAAGGAGUUCAGUGGAAGCUUCCAGAAGGACAUGCUAACGCUCAGCAAAUUUCUGAUCGACCCUCCAAGGGUGUUCGCGGACAUUAUCCGCAAGGCGCUGACUGGGGUUCGAACCGACGAAGAAGACUUGAUAAGAGCGAUCAUUGCCCGGAAGGACAUCGAUCUGCGAGAGAUCAUGGAGGUAUAUGAGGCACAGGGUGGGUCGCUGAUGGAAGACGUGGAGUCGAAAACCCGAGGGGACCUCCGCAGCCUGUUAAUGGCGGUGAUCGCCAGCGUGGCAUAAGGAAGUGCGAGAGCGGAAUCUGCAGACAGGAUAGGAGAGGAAGAGAGGGGAGAUCAGAGAGGAGAAGGGGGAGAGGGGGAGUGAACUUGGAGAAGGAAGGCAAAGGAGGAUGGAUUAUUACUGUUAAGUGGAGGAAAUAAGGAUGAGAGAGGGUAGAUUGUGGACUUGUUGUGGGGGGGGGGGGGGGGGGGGGGGGGGGGGGGGGGGGGGGGGGGGGGGGGGGGGGGGGGGGGGGGGGGGGGGGGACGGGGAAGGAGGAUGAGGGCCCUGUUCACACAACUGAACUGAGGGAUCCGUUUGCCUCUGAAAUGUUUGUCUUGCUGCUCUGCAUACUGGGACGCCGGACUCGAUUGCUACCGGUAGUAGGUGUGCUUCCCCACCAAUAGAUCGGAAUUGUUCUUUGUAAGAUAAUAUAAAUGAACAAAUAACAUAAACACAC
Molecule: messenger RNA, 1284 nt
Organism: Chara braunii
Lineage: Eukaryota; Viridiplantae; Streptophyta; Charophyceae; Charales; Characeae
Source: the annotation of a GenBank genome assembly